AUGGCGGAAAAAGACGACGACAAGCGGACCGUGGUCUUCUUCCAUCCCGACCUGGGAAUUGGCGGCGCAGAACGACUUGUUGUCGAUGCGGCUGUUGGCCUGCAGAACCGCGGCCACAAGGUCGUCAUUUUUACGAGCCACUGCGACAAGGGGCAUUGCUUCGAAGAAGCUCGCGAUGGGACCCUCGAUGUCCGCGUCCACGGCGACUGGCUCCCCCAAUCCAUCUUUGGCCGUCUGACCAUUCUCUGCGCCAUCCUCCGCCAAAUCACCCUCCUCCUCCACAUCUAUGUCACCCGCGAACUCCAAUCCCUCAACCCGGAUGCCUUCAUCGUCGACCAGCUCUCCGCCGGUCUUCCUCUCCUCCAAUACCUCAUUCCCAAGGCUCCCAUCCUCUUCUACUGCCACUUUCCAGACAUGUACCUCGCUCUCGGCCGCGAGCAGUGGUGGAAGCGCGCUUACCGCAUCCCCUUCGACUGGAUCGAGGAGUGGAGCAUGGGCUUCGCGGACGAGAUCGCCGUCAACUCUGGCUUCACCAAGGGCGUCGCCACCAGCGCCUGGCCAAAGCUGGCGAAGAAGAAGGAAUUCAAGGUCGUGUACCCCUGUGUCGACAUCGAGCCCAAGACCGACAAGAAGGAGGGCGAGGAGGAGGCCGUGUGGACCGACAAGAACAUCAUCCUCAGCAUCAACCGCUUCGAGCGCAAGAAGGACAUUGCGCUGGCUGUCAAGGCUUUCGCUGCGAUCCCCGCGGACAAGAGGAAGGGCACGAGGCUGGUGAUUGCGGGAGGUUAUGAUUUGCGCAGCGCGGAGAACUACUACUAUCACCGCGAGCUGGAUAAGCUGGCCAAGGACCACGGACUCGAGACAUUCACGGCCAAGAACAUCAUCACGGCGCUCUCCGCUCCGGAGCACAUCCCUGUUCUAUUCCUCCUCUCCAUCCCCUCCAGCCUUAAGGACUCGCUGCUCAAGUCAGCGAAGCUUCUGGUCUACACGCCCUCCAACGAGCACUUUGGAAUCGUCCCCCUCGAGGCAAUGCUGGCUGGCGUCCCCGUCCUGGCUGCCAAUACUGGCGGUCCCAAGGAGACUGUCAUGGACGGCGUCACGGGCUGGCUGCGGGAGCCCGAUCAGGUAGAAGAGUGGACCAAGGUCAUGGACACGGUACUUAACCGCAUGAGCAAGGCCGAGCUGGAGAAGAUGGGCAGGGACGGCGUGCAGCGUGUGCGCACCGGCUUCGGGCAGCAGAAGAUGGCGGAGCGGAUCGACAAGAUACUGGACGAGUUGACGGCGAAGCAGCGCGUUCCGCCCUGGAUCAACGCCGUGCUGAAUUUCCUCGGUAUCGGCAUCUUCUUCUUCUUUGGAUUGUUAACCUCCAAGAUGCUUGUUCCCGAGAAGAAAACCAACCAAGAAGCCAUGUCCCGCAAAGCACUGGUCGAAUUCUUCUCCCGCACCCUCACGGCGUUCCAGACCUCCAAGGAUGCGUUCCGCGUAGUCUGCACACUCCCGGCACACGACGGGCUCCCUGCGCCGAGGAGUCCCCGGCAGUCUUCGGCCGCGGCCAGGGGUAGUAGUACCAAGCUCGUCGUGCUCGACUCGUCGUUUAACCCGCCGACGCUGGCUCACCUGCGCAUGGCGGCCUCCGCCGCCCGCGCCACGGGCGGCGCGGGCGCAGGCGCGAGAGUUCUCUUGCUGCUGGCCGUUAAUAACGCGGACAAGGCGCCGAAGCCAGUCGCGUUCCCUGUGCGCCUGGGACUCAUGCACGCUUUCGCGCGGGAUCUGCUGGAUGAGUUGCGGGAGGAUGUCGAGGUCGAUUUGGGGCUCACUACGAUGCCGUAUUUCCACGACAAGUCGCAGGCUAUUGCCGACGAGGGGUUUUACCCGGGGGACGCGGAGCAGGUGUAUCUUGCCGGGUACGACACGCUCAUUCGGAUCUUCAAUCCAAAGUAUUACACUGCCUCUGUGCCUCCUGCUCGAGAAGGUGAGGAGGAGGUGAAGCCGAUGCAGAGGGCGCUCGAUCCGUUUUUGGGCCGGUCGAGGUUGAGGAUUACGAUGAGGACGGAUGAUGAGUGGGGUGGCGAGGAGGAGCAGGUUGCGUAUUUGAACAAGUUGAAGGAUGGCGGUUUGGAGGAAGUUGGCGGUCGGAGGGAGUGGGCGGAGAGGGUUGAGAUGGUGAGCGGGAGGAGGGAGGGCGAGGAGGUUGUGAGUAGCACAAGGGUGAGAGAGGCCGCGGGGAAGGGGGACGAGGAGGGGUUGAGGGGGUUGCUUGGGGCGAGGGUGAAGGAGUGGGUUUUGGAGGAGGGGUUGUAUCGUGAAUAA
Molecule: messenger RNA, 2310 nt
Organism: Colletotrichum truncatum
Lineage: Eukaryota; Fungi; Ascomycota; Sordariomycetes; Glomerellales; Glomerellaceae
Product: Alpha-1,3/1,6-mannosyltransferase alg-2
Cellular component (GO): endomembrane system
Molecular function (GO): GDP-Man:Man(1)GlcNAc(2)-PP-Dol alpha-1,3-mannosyltransferase activity; alpha-1,3-mannosyltransferase activity
Source: RefSeq, a predicted model, not a curated record